AUGAAAGCUUUUCUAGGAAUCGUUGUUUUAAUACUAGCCGUGUCAAGCACACACGCUCAGAUAAACUCUGUAGAGGAAACAACCAUCUAUGGCUAUCACAGGAGAAUUGGUAUUCCCGAAGCAGCUAGAAUUAAGAGGCUGGAAGAAGAAAUUAUAAGAUCUGGGAAUUUAGGACGAAUAGUUGGUGGCAGUGCUACGGAUAUUUCACAAGUGCCUUAUCAGGCUGGUUUAAUUAUGGCGUUCGCAGAAGGAAACUCAAUUUGUGGUGGUUCACUGAUUUCAAAUACCCGUGUAGUCACAGCAGCUCAUUGCUACUCUGAAAGUGAUAUGGUUGCCAAAUCAUUCACCGUUGUACUUGGUUCCAAUUUUAUUUUCUAUGGUGGUGUACGAAUUACAACCACAAACGUUGCCGUUCACCCUAACUGGGACCCCUGGAGCACUGUCAAUGACGUGGCUGUCCUUCGGAUCAGUCGCGUUUCUUUCUCAAAUGUAAUUCAACCCAUCAAUCUUCCUAGCGGCACAGAUAUUUCAAAUAACUUUUCCGGUGCUACUGCACUUGCUUCUGGAUUUGGGUAUAUUGGCGAGGGUAUGAUAAGAUUUAUUUAA
Messenger RNA from Parnassius mnemosyne (clouded apollo), 606 nucleotides. NCBI's taxonomy places the organism in Eukaryota, Metazoa, Arthropoda, Insecta, Lepidoptera, Papilionidae. The record is from the annotation of a GenBank genome assembly.